Messenger RNA from Acinonyx jubatus (cheetah), 3065 nucleotides. RefSeq names its product transcription factor 7 (gene TCF7). NCBI's taxonomy places the organism in Eukaryota, Metazoa, Chordata, Mammalia, Carnivora, Felidae. Gene Ontology annotation, biological process: regulation of transcription by RNA polymerase II; canonical Wnt signaling pathway. The record is from RefSeq and is a predicted model, not a curated record. Gene Ontology annotation, molecular function: RNA polymerase II cis-regulatory region sequence-specific DNA binding; DNA-binding transcription factor activity, RNA polymerase II-specific. Gene Ontology annotation, cellular component: beta-catenin-TCF complex.
CUGAGCCGGCGGCGCCUUUGAUGUUCGGACCCGCCAGCUCCCGGAGCCGCUCAGGCUGGCGCCCGCGCCCCGCGCCCGCAGCCCGCCCAGGCGGAGUCAGCCCGCGCUCCGCCCGCCGCGCUUCGGGCUCGGAGGUCCGGACUCCGGGCUCGCCGCCUGCCGGGCCGGCUCCGCGCCCCGCACUCCCGCGCGCCGCGCCCCCGCGGGCGGAGCGCACCAUGCCGCAGCUGGACUCGGGCGGGGGCGGCGCGGGCGGGGGCGACGACCUCGGCGCGCCGGACGAGCUGCUGGCCUUCCAGGACGAGGGCGAGGAGCAGGACGACAAGAGCCGCGACAGCGCCGCGGGCCCCGAGCGCGACCUGGCCGAGCUCAAGUCGUCCCUGGUCAAUGAGUCCGAGGGCGCGGCGGGCGGCGCGGGGGUCCCUGGGGCCGGUGCCGGGGCCCGCGGCGAGGCGGAGGUCGGGGCCGAGGCUCUCGGGCGGGAACACGCUUCGCAGAGACUUUUCCCCGACAAACUUCCAGAGUCUCUGGAAGACGGCCUGAAGGCCCCGGAGUGCGCCAGCGGCAUGUACAAAGACACCGUCUACUCGGCCUUCAAUCUGCUUAUGCACUACCCACCCCCUUCGGGAGCAGGGCAGCACCCCCAGCCGCAGCCCCCACUGCACAACAAGGCCAGUCAGCCAGCCCACAGCGUCCCACAGCUCUCUCCUCUCUAUGAACAUUUCAGCAGCCCACACCCUACACCUGCACCAGCCGACAUCAGCCAGAAGCAAGGAGUUCACAGGCCUCUGCAGACCCCUGACCUCUCUGGCUUCUACUCUCUGACCUCAGGCAGCAUGGGACAGCUUCCCCACACUGUGAGCUGGUUCACCCACCCAUCCCUGAUGCUAGGCUCCGGUGUGCCUGGUCACCCUGCAGCCAUCCCCCACCCGGCUAUCGUACCUCCCUCAGGCAAGCAGGAGCUGCAGCCAUAUGACCGUAGCCUGAAGACACAGGCGGAAUCCAAGGCAGAGAAAGAGGCCAAGAAGCCAACCAUCAAGAAGCCACUCAAUGCCUUCAUGCUGUACAUGAAGGAGAUGAGAGCCAAGGUCAUUGCAGAGUGUACACUCAAGGAGAGUGCUGCCAUCAACCAGAUCCUGGGCCGCAGGUGGCACGCGCUGUCUCGGGAAGAGCAGGCCAAGUAUUAUGAGCUGGCCCGAAAAGAGAGGCAGCUGCACAUGCAGCUCUACCCAGGCUGGUCGGCGCGGGACAACUAUGGGAAGAAAAAGAGGCGGUCAAGAGAAAAGCACCAGGAGUCCAACACAGACCCUGGCUCGCCUAAGAAAUGCCGUGCUCGCUUUGGCCUCAACCAGCAGACGGAUUGGUGUGGUCCGUGCAGGAGGAAAAAGAAAUGCAUUCGGUACUUACCCGGAGAAGGCCGCUGCCCCAGCCCAGUUCCUUCCGAUGACAGUGCUCUAGGCUGCCCCGGGUCCCCAGCCCCCCAGGACUCGCCCUCAUACCUCCUGCUACCCCACUUUCCCACAGAACUGCUUGCUAGCCCUGCGGAGCGGCGCCUACAUCACCAGGUCUCUCGGCCGCUCUCAGCCUCCCAGCCCCCUGGACCCAACAGGCCCCCCACAGCGUCCUGCAGAGUACACAGCUGCAACGACAGGAAUCUCAGAGACAGGCAGCCUAGCAUGUACAGGACACCUGGCCGCCUCCAGGGGCUCAUCCUCUGAGAGGAAGCGACAGAGCCCCAAAGCACGUGGGAACUGGCCAGGGGCCCUGUUACCUCCCUCUCAGGGACCGGGCCCAGGAGACUUCCGAGGCUGCACAACUUCUGCCUGAACCCAGGGCCAUCGGUUCAAACUACGCCAAAUGGUGGGAAUCAGAUCUGCAUUGUGUCAUCUAAUUAAGGGCAUCCCUUGUGCCCACAGCAGCCUGCAUCUGUUCCUUUUACCCUCUAUCUUGCUGGCCAGAUGCCCCUGACUCCCUUGCUUUUCUACUAUAGGUCACAGAUAGGCUGGACUAAGCCCAGCUGCUUUCCCCACCCUACACCUCCUUGGCCCCAUCACUGCCACACCCUCCCCAUACCACACACUUCAAGGACCAAGAAUGAGCUGGUUUACAAAACCACAUGUGAGCAUGGUCACAACCACAUGCUCAAGACAAUAAUGCUUCUCUUAACCUGGAGAAGCCCUGUUGACAGAAAAGGAGUUAUUCAUACAUAAACUGGACCAGAGUAAGCCUUUUGCCGUGUCCUCAAGAACUUACAAGACUAGGAGGAAAUGGAACAGGUUAAGUUUAGGCCUAUUACCACAGGCGGUAGGAAUAACCUGACACUACCUUAUCAGGCAAGUAUGGGCAGUGAGAGGUAUCUGGCUCUCGUUCGUAUUACUUGGGUAUGUUUCCAAGAGAAACUCAACCUCCCAAGAAGCUCUGAUACCAAGGUCCCAUGCCUGUUACUAGUGACUGAACUCAAAAGAAAUUAUGGCCCCAAAUCCAGCAUGCAUCCCUCCCUACACCAAGAGCCUCUGUCACAGUUCUAGCUCCUGCUUGUCCAGGUCAGUCUAGCCAGCUCUUGGGCAGUUUUAAGAGGGCAAACCAAACCUCAUGACCCCCAAUGCUCACCUUACAGCACUGAAAUCGCUUCAGCUUCAGUUUCCCGAAGGGGCUGCAGGAAGGAGGACCAUCAGCAUCCAAGCAAGGAGCCCAGAGAAUCUCUAGUGGUGGUCAGUGGGUUUUCACCACCGCCUAGUUUAACCCAUUUCUGAGCCAAGCUUCAAGCCUGAGCCUUAAAAAACAAACUUUUAAUUUAACUUUUUUUGUCUCCUCCUCAACUGUAUAUAGCCUGAACCCAAAGAAAAAGGGCUGUUCCUAUACCCACACACCCCUCAACAAAAGCCUUCAUAGUUCCUACUUUAGCCACUGGCUUCUCAGAAUCCAAAGAUCAUAUAUUCUAGUAUAGUGUUGCAAGAAGUCUUGAGAAAAAGGACUAUUGUAGUGUUCAAAAUAUUUUUGUAUUGUUAAUGCAUCAUCAUACAAAAACUUUUUUUAACAUGAGAAUAAAGAUACUUUUUACUGGG